Molecule: messenger RNA, 769 nt
Organism: Gavia stellata (red-throated loon)
Lineage: Eukaryota; Metazoa; Chordata; Aves; Gaviiformes; Gaviidae
Product: transcription factor E2F3-like
Exons: 4
Biological process (GO): regulation of transcription by RNA polymerase II
Cellular component (GO): RNA polymerase II transcription regulator complex
Molecular function (GO): protein dimerization activity; RNA polymerase II cis-regulatory region sequence-specific DNA binding; DNA-binding transcription factor activity, RNA polymerase II-specific
Source: RefSeq, a predicted model, not a curated record
GGGCUGCAGUCUGUCUGAGGAUGGUGGCAUGCUGGCACAGCAUCAAGGCCUCACGAAGGAAGUGACCGAACUGACUCAGGAAGAGAAGAAACUGGAUGAGCUGAUCCAAAGCUGCACCCUGGACCUCAAGCUGCUAACAGAGGACUCGGAGAAUCAGAGAUUAGCUUAUGUGACGUAUCAAGAUAUUCGAAAAAUUAGUGGCCUUAAAGACCAAACUGUUAUAGUUGUGAAAGCUCCUCCAGAAACAAGACUUGAAGUGCCUGACCCAGUGGAGCGUGCAUUGAUACAUUUAUCUAGUACUCAAGGACCUACUGAGGUUUACCGGUGCCCAGAGGAAAACGAUGCCCUCAGUCCAAUGAAAGCCUAUAGUCAGGACCACAACGGAAAUAUUUCCAAAACCAUUUCCAAAGAAGCAGCUUCUGCUAACUCAGGACAAGGUGACUGCUCAGUAAAUAUGGCAACAAUCUCUCCAUUGGCUUCUCCAGCCAACCUUCUCCAGCAGACCAAGGACCAAAUUCCCCCAAACUUUGAAGGACCAUUUGUGAAUUUGCUGCCUCCUCUGGUUCAGGAAGAUUAUUUGCUGAGCCUUGGGGAUGAAGAAGGCAUCAGUGACCUCUUUGAUGCUUACGAUUUAGAGAAGCUUCCUUCAUUGGUGGAUGAAUUUAUAACAGCUGAUUGUCUUAAAUGCUGUCCGUAUCUAAAUUGUGGUUUUAACGGAAUGAACAAACCUGCCAUCAUUCCGAGUUGUCCCCUACUUACUAUAAAAUAG